CGCCGCGUCAGUCCAGAGUCGCACAAUUAUGAAAGAUCCACCUUCCGCUGGAGCUGCAGCGGACACACACGACUCCCAGCGCCGCCACCGCCACCGGGCUCACCAUCCGCGGCUUCCCGAGCAGCACGGCGCCGGUAGAUGGCUACACGCCCCGGAGCAGCGCCUCCACAGUCUGAACGGUGAAGAGAAUGUCCCAGAAGUCCUGGAUCGAACACACUUUCACCAGGAGGGAAUGUGUCUAUAUUCUGCCCGUGUCCAAGGAUCCGCACAGAUGCCUCCCAGGAUGCCAGAUCUGCCAGCAGCUUGUGCGGUGCUGCUGUGGGCGUCUGGUGCGUCAGCAUGUGGGCUUCACAGCCACACUGGCAGUCAAAUACUCGGAGGUGUCGGAGGAGCUGUCGGAGCUGGAGCAGUGGAGCGUGGAGAAACACACAGAGGAGAGUCCCACUGAUGCUUACGGGGUCAUCAACUUCCAGGGCGGAUCACACUCAUACAGGGCCAAGUAUGUGCGUCUGUCACAUGACUCGCGUCCGGAGGCGGUGCUGCGGCUGAUGCUGAAGGAGUGGCAGAUGGAGCUGCCGAAGAUCGUCAUCAGCGUUCACGGAGGGAUCCAGAACUUCGAGCUGCACCCGCGCAUCAAACAGGUGGUGGGGAAGGGCCUGAUCAAAGCGGCCGUCACCACUGGAGCCUGGAUCCUGACCGGAGGGGUCAACACAGGUGUGGCCAAACAUGUGGGCGACGCGCUGAAGGAACAUCUGUCCAGAUCGGCUCGGAAAAUCUGUACGGUGGGAAUCGCACCCUGGGGAGUGAUCGAAAACAGGAACGACCUCAUCGGACGAGACGUUGUAGCGCCGUAUCAAACGCUGCUGAAUCCUCUCAGUAAACUCAACGUCCUCAAUAACUUCCACUCGCACUUCCUGCUGGUGGACGACGGCACUGUGGGCAAAUAUGGAGCUGAAGUCAGACUGAGGAGAGAGCUGGAGAAACACAUCCAACUGCAGAGGAUACACGCACGCAUUGGUCAGGGCGUCCCAGUGGUGGCGCUGAUCUUUGAAGGGGGUCCGAAUGUGAUCCUGACGGUGCUGGAGUAUCUGCAGGAGAGCCCACCGGUGCCCGUGGUGGUGUGUGAGGGCACGGGACGCGCCGCGGACAUACUGGCAUAUGUGCACAAGCAGACUGAGCAGGAUGGUGCGCUGCCUGACGGUGUGGAGUCCGACAUCAUCACAACAAAUCAAAAAACCUUCAACUUCAGUCACAGCGACGCGCUGCACCUGUUCCAGACGCUGAUGGAGUGCAUGAAGAACAAAGAGCUGAUCACUGUGUUUCCUGUGGGCUCUGAGGAUCAUCAGGACAUCGAUGUGGCGAUUCUGAAGGCUCUCCUCAAAGGCACAAAUGCGACAGCGUUCGAUCAGCUGGUGUUGACGCUGGCGUGGGAUCGCGUGGACAUCGCUAAAGAUCACGUAUUUGUUUACGGACAGCAGCUGCUGGUGGGUUCUCUGGAGCAGGCGAUGCUGGACGCAUUAGUGAUGGACCGUGUGGAGUUCGUCAAACUGCUGAUAGAGAACGGCGUCAGCAUGCACAGAUUCCUGACCAUCACACGCCUGGAGGAGCUCUACAACACUAAACAAACACCAACAAACCCGACGCUGUAUCACCUGGUCAGAGACGUCAAACAGGGGAAUCUCCCACCGAACUAUAAGAUCACACUGAUUGACGUCGGUCUGGUGAUCGAGUAUCUGAUGGGAGGAACAUACAGAUGCAACUACACACGCAAACGCUUCCGCAUCAUCUACAACAACCUGCAUGGAAACAGCAGACGGUCGGGGCGACACACCAGCAGCUCUCACUCUCAUGAGUCCUUCAGCAUUCAGGCGGAUAAGAAGGAGAAAACCAGACACAACCACUUCAUCAAGACCGCACAGCCGUACAAGCCCAGGCUGGACUCUGUGUCGGAGCUGCAGAAGAAGAAGAGUAAGGAGGAGGUGGUGGACGUGGACGACCCGGAGACGCGGCGCUUCCCGUACCCGUUUAACGAGCUGCUGGUGUGGGCGGUGCUGAUGAAGCGGCAGAAGAUGAGUCUGUUCUUCUGGCAGCACGGAGAGGAGUCCAUGGCUAAAGCGCUGGUGGCCUGCAGACUGCUGCGCUCGCUCGGGGACGAGGCCAAGAAGAGCGACGUGGUGGACGACACCUCUGAGGAGCUGAAGGAGUACUCCAGUGAGUUCGGCACGCUGGCAGUGGAUCUACUGGAGCAGUCGUUCCGUCAGGACGAGACGAUGGCGAUGAAGCUGCUGACCUAUGAGCUGAAGAACUGGAGCAACUCCACCUGUCUGAAGCUGGCGGUGUCGUCACGGUUACGGCCCUUCGUGGCGCACACCUGCACACAGAUGCUGCUGUCCGACAUGUGGAUGGGCAGACUCAACAUGCGCAAGAACUCCUGGUACAAGGUGAUUUUGAGUAUCCUGGUUCCUCCGGCUAUCCUCCUGCUGGAGUACAAGACCAAAGCGGAGAUGUCCCACAUUCCCCAGAGUCAGGACGCACACCAGAGCAUGGAGGACAGCGAACACAACCUGCAGCAUCCAGACGACAUACAGAUGGAUGUGUUCAAGGAAGUGCGUUUGAGUGAUAAUGCAGAAAUGAAGAGCGAGUCGGAGGUGCACGUGCGCUCCCGCAGGUUACCCAUCACACGCAAGUUCUACGCCUUCUACCACGCGCCCAUCGUCAAGUUCUGGUUCAACACGCUGUUCUACAUCGGUUUCCUGAUGCUGUACUCAUUCGUGGUUCUGGUGAAGAUGCAGGAUCUUCCGUCUCCUCAGGAGUGGGUCGUCAUUCUCUACAUCUUCACACUCGCGGUGGAGAAGAUACGAGAGAUGUUCAUGUCUGAGGGAGGAAAGAUCAGUCAGAAGAUUAAAGUCUGGUUCAGCGAUUGCUUCAACUUCUCUGAUUUCCUGGCCAUCCUGAUGUUCUUCGUGGGCUUCGGUCUGCGUCUGGUGUCGGAGGUGUUCAUCGCAGGACGCAUCGUGUACUGCCUGAACAUCAUCUUCUGGUACGUGCGGCUGCUGGACAUCCUGGCGGUCAACCAGCAGGCCGGCCCAUACGUCAUGAUGAUCGGCAAGAUGGUGGCCAACAUGUUCUACAUCGUGGUCAUCAUGGCGGUGGUGCUGCUGAGCUUCGGUGUUCCCCGUAAAGCCAUUUUAUACCCAGAGGAGGAGCCGUCGUGGUCUCUGGCCAAAGAUGUGGUGUUCCAGCCGUACUGGAUGAUGUACGGGGAGGUGUACGCCUAUGAAAUUGAUGUGUGUGCCAACUCGAGUGAGGAUCACGUUCGAGAUCUGUGUGCGACCGGUGUGUGGCUGACGCCGCUGCUGCAGGCCGUUUAUCUGUUCGUCCAGUACAUCCUGAUGGUCAACCUGCUGAUCGCCUUCUUCAAUAACGUGUACCUGCAGGUGAAGUCGAUCUCUAACCUGGUGUGGAAGUACCAGCGCUAUCACUUCAUCCUGGCGUAUCACGAUAAGCCCAUCCUGCCGCCGCCGCUGAUCCUGCUGAGCCACGCCGCCUCGCUCCUCAGCUCCAUCUGCAGGAAGAGGAAGAAGGACAGCAGCACCUACGGGCCCAAGCUGUUCCUGACCGAGGAGGAUCAGAAGAAGCUGCAUGACUUCGAGGAGCAGUGUGUGGAGACGUAUUUCCACGAGAAAGAUGAUCAGUUCCACUCCGGCAGCGACGAGAGGAUCAGACUUACAUCCGACAGGGUGGAGACGAUGUGUGUGCAGCUGAAGGAGGUUGGAAAUAAGGUGAACUUCAUCAAGCGCUCUCUGCACACGCUGGACUCUCAGAUCGGGCACCUGCAGGAUCUGUCUGCGCUGACCGUGGACACCCUGAAGGCUCUGACGGCCCAGCGCGCUUCUGAAGCCAGCAAAGUGCACAACCAGAUCACACGUGAGCUCAGCGUGUCCCGAAACCUGGCGCCCGAGGCCGUGCCGCCGUCCAAAGCCAGCGCUCUGGUGCGCUGCAGCGUGGCCUUCAUGCCGCCUUAUAGCAUGGCGGACUCUCUGUUUGGGGGCGGGGUUGGGGCUGUGCAGGGGGCGGGGCUUCCUCAUGCUUCGCUCACAGCAGACUGUGUGCAGACACCGCAGAUGCGCCGCCGUGGACACCAGGAGCAUCUCUCCAGCGCUCCGGCUGCCGCCGCCAGCUUCUUCCUCAGCACGCCACUGCUGCAGCAGCAGGACCCGCAGGCGCCGCCGGAGGAGUUCGGGGCGUUCGUGGGUCACAAGGAUGAGCCUGAGGGUCAAAGGUCAAGCCCUAAAGAGAGCGCUGUCAGCAGUCCAUCCAAAAAGACCCGCGAUGUGGGUAACAUGCGGACGGUGAACUCUUACGCCGGCUUCACAGAGUUGGACAGGAACCCUUCGCUCCUGCAUCCAGAGUCCACACUCAGUAAGCAGGAGAAGACGCGUGUGUCGCUGGAGGACGUCUCUCGAUAUGAGGAUCUGCUGCUGGGGAAGUCCACUCAGUCCAGCAAACUGAGUCCAGGAGACGACGCCGCUAACACAGGUCUGUACGCUGGUCGUCACACACACCUGGGUGCGCGUAAGGACUCGAUCGGUUCUCCAUUCAAGCCCAUGGAGAGUUAUCAGUAUUCAGCGGUGGAGCGUAAUAACCUGAUGCGGUUGUCUCAGAGUAUCCCCUUCACCCCGGUGCCCCCUAGAGGUGAGCCGGUGAGUGUGUAUCGUCUAGAGGAGAGCUCCCCCGGCAGUAUCAAUAACAGCAUGUCGUCGUGGGCUCAGCGCGGGCUCUGUGCGAAGAUCGAGUUCCUCAGUAAGGAGGAGAUGGGCGGGGGGCUGCGGCGCGCGCUCAAGGUGCUCUGCACGUGGUCCGAGUACGACAUCCUGAAGCCUGGACAUCUCUACAUCGUCAAGUCCUUCCUGCCAGAGGUGGUCAACACCUGGCAGACCAUCUACAGAGAGGAGACCGUGCUGCACCUCUGCCUCAGGGAAAUUCAGCAGCAGAGAGCAGCUCAGAAACUCACGUUUGCCUUCAAUCAGAUCCGACCCAAAACCAUCCCGUACUCCCCCAGGUUCCUGGAGGUCUUCCUGCUGUACUGUCAUUCUGCCGGGCAGUGGUUCGCCAUCGAGGAGUGCAUCACUGGAGAUUUCCGCAAGUUUAAUAACAACAACGGAGAUGAAAUUGUGCCGACCAACCUUCUGGAAGAAACCAUGCUGGCCUUCAGCCACUGGACGUAUGAAUACACACGAGGAGAGCUGCUGGUGCUGGACCUGCAGGGCGUGGGUGAGAUUCUGACCGAUCCGUCGGUCAUUAAGAGCGGAGAGAAAGGGUCUUACGAUAUGAUCUUUGGCCCUGCAAACCUCGGAGACGACGCCAUUCGAAACUUCCGUGCCAAACAUCACUGCAACUCCUGCUGCCGAAAACUCAAACUUCCAGAUCUGAAACGGAACGACUACACUCCAGAUAAGCUGACCCUUCAGCAUGACCCCUCCGAGGGCCCGUCCCACUCUCCGCCUGCAGGGGCCGCCACUAAAGAACUGCGUCCCUCCAUGCGCUUAAUGCUGUGAGCCGCACACACACACACACACCUGCAGGACUCGCACUGUGCCGAGUAUGACGUGAUGACAAACACAAAGUGCACGUUUGCGUGUUUGGUGUGUGCGUGUUUUAUAUGAGAAUGCGUCGCCUCUGAACAAAUGAAAUUUAGUAAGUCACAUUUUAUCCUGUACAAUUCAUAACAGGGAUUAUCAACUUUUAAAAGUAUUUUUUUUAAACAUUUCUAUGUCUGUAUGGAAUUAUAAAGUGGUUAAUAACUGGUACAAUAUCACUGUAUAAAGUCAAAUAUUUAUUCUAAACGACAAGUUGCCUUGUAUAAAAGAAAAGCAAUUUUACGUGAUGUCUGUCACCUUUUUGCAGAGAACACUUGCUCAUUAUAUAUCUAUUAUCAGAUUUUGUACAGAGCUGUAUGCCAACAGAAUGUUUUUAUGUACAGAGAGCCACCAGUGGAGAGCUGUAUCAAUGCAUUUAUGUUUGAAUCUCGUUUAGAUUAUGGGCAGAUUGCAAUGCAAACGACAGCGCAGUGUGUGGGAUUUCAUUGUGCUGACCACUGAAACCGGUCCACACCAUCACAACUCAACUUUAUAAUGUUACAGCGGUACUUUUGUCAUUGGAGAAUCAUGCGAGAGUGUUAAUCUAGUGUAUCUCAUAGAUACAUGUAUCUGGCACGGUUCUGUCAGCUCAAACAUGAGAAUAUGCUGGGGAUAUAAAGGAUCUGUAAACAUUUUUUACUGUAUAUUUAAUAAAACACUGAAAAAGAAA
Danio aesculapii is the source of this 6309-nucleotide messenger RNA. RefSeq names its product transient receptor potential cation channel, subfamily M, member 7 (gene trpm7). Gene Ontology annotation, biological process: calcium ion transport; monoatomic cation homeostasis; monoatomic cation transmembrane transport. NCBI's taxonomy places the organism in Eukaryota, Metazoa, Chordata, Actinopteri, Cypriniformes, Danionidae. Gene Ontology annotation, molecular function: protein serine/threonine kinase activity; ATP binding; calcium channel activity. Gene Ontology annotation, cellular component: membrane. The record is from RefSeq and is a predicted model, not a curated record.